UGUUACAGUAACAUUCAAUGUUACAGUAACAUUCAGUGUUUCUUUGACAUUCAGUGUUUCUGUGACAUUCAGUGUUACAGUAACAUUCAGUGUUACAGUAACAUUCAGUGUUACAGUGACAUUCAGUGUUUCUGUGACAUUCAGUGUUUCUGUGACAUUCAAUGUUUCUGUGACAUUCAGUGUUACAGUAACAUUCAGUGUUACAGUAACAUUCAGUGUUACAGUAACAUUCAGUGUUACAGUGACAUUCAAUGUUUCUGUGACAUUCAAUGUUUCUGUGACAUUCAAUGUUUAAAUUUGUGUGCCUUUAUCUUUCAAAUAUAA
Lottia gigantea (owl limpet) is the source of this 324-nucleotide messenger RNA. RefSeq lists its product as hypothetical. NCBI's taxonomy places the organism in Eukaryota, Metazoa, Mollusca, Gastropoda, Lottiidae. The transcript has a single exon. The record is from RefSeq and is a predicted model, not a curated record. The annotation marks the transcript as partial.